AUGACCCGCAGAGCCCUCGAGCAAUUGGUCGAUAAGAUCGCGGAGAAUGGAGAAAUUCUGAAGCAGCAAGAGCGACGCGAAGACCACAACUCGCUCGGAAGCUGCUUGGCUGAUCUAUGUCGGAUGAACGAGGAUGCCUCCAAGGCGCGUCUGGCUGUCAUUGACGUUUUCCAGGCCAGGGCAAUCCGGGCACUGAUGAACUUCGGCAUUCCCCAGUUGAUCCCUCUCCAUGAACCCCUAGCCGCUAUCGUCCUCGAACUCCUCUCCGGUCUCGGAAGAGACCCCCUCCGUCGCCUGAUUCGAUAUACGGUAAGCUACGGCUUCCUACAGGAGGUCGAGCCCGAGAUGUUUGGUCACACUCCGCUGUCGGCACUACGCGUGCACGACCCCGUUGCCACGCGCAGCUGCAUGUGGAACCUGAACGUCAAUCCCACCGCCAGCGACAACUCGCGCUGCGCCGCCAAUGUGGUAUACGCUUCCCCAGAGAAGCAAGUCACCAAUAUCUGGGACUAUCACCGAUCGAACCCGAAGCUGAGGCUUGGUUUUCAUGACUAUAUAAAGGCGACGACGCGGAGUGCGUAUUACUCAUCCUUGCACACCGUGCGGGGAUUGGACUGGUCGACCGUGCAGACUCUUGUUGAUAUUGGCGGCUCCUCGAGCCAUGUUAGCAUGGCACUCACCGAAUCACAUCCUCACCUCCACUGCAUUGUCGAGGAUCUGCCCGACGUGAUCAGCGAGGGCCGCCGGACACUGCCUCCAGCUUACGCGGACAAGAUCGAAUACCUCGCCCAUAGCUUCUUCGAGCCCCAGCCUGUCACUUCAGCGGACUGCUUCCUCCUGCGUUUUAUCCUGCAUAAAUGGUCGGAUGAGAACGUCUGUCGAAUCAUAGCGAACCUGUCGCCCGCCCUGCGGCCCGGCGUGUGGGUUCUCAUCGCGGACAUUGUCGUCCCAGAAGUAGGGUCUUCCUCGGGUCAGGUAGAAGCAAUCGUGCGGUACAUGGAUUGCCGUUUGCUGGCGCUGUUCGGGGGUCGAGAGCGGAACAAGAAUGAUAUCGUCGCGCUGGUGCAGGGGGUGGAUAUUCGGCUGGUAUGGAAGUCCUGCACGCAGCCGGAGGGGAGUGUGGCGAGCUUUCUGGCUUUUCAGUGUGCUUGA
This is a messenger RNA of Aspergillus aculeatus ATCC 16872, 1152 nucleotides long. RefSeq lists its product as uncharacterized. NCBI's taxonomy places the organism in Eukaryota, Fungi, Ascomycota, Eurotiomycetes, Eurotiales, Aspergillaceae. Gene Ontology annotation, molecular function: O-methyltransferase activity. The coding region runs from base 1 to 1152 and encodes 383 amino acids. The transcript has 4 exons. The record is from RefSeq and is a predicted model, not a curated record.